CGUGGCAGCCCAAAGUCAACGCUGUAGUGUAAGGGCCUGCCUGUGGAGGCGCUACACCCCCUCCGCUCAAGUCAUGCCCCCUCCCUCUGUGGUCUCCCACCACCACCCACCCUCUCUAGCUGUGGGUUUUCUUGCAAGCCCCAGCCAUUCUCCCACCCCCCGCCCCAGGUGCAACUGAUGCUGCUCAGCGCUUCCCACCUCCCAACACCUACCUGCCGCAAAACCCACGACUCCUCUUUUCUUCCUUUAUCCCCCUCUUUCUAGCACUCUUCCUCUUCUACAUCUUCCGCAGCUCCUUGCAUCUCGCUUUCCCCCAACGCCCCUGGAACGGCAACGGCAUUUUCUUUAUACUUGGCUCGGCUUCUUUUAUUCCUUCUUUUAUUCCCUCCGAUUCCGACUUCUUCGUCUUCAUUUCUUUUACCUCCCCACACUUGCCCUUCACCUCGCCGUCCUGAGAGACAUACACUUUUUAGUCUUCUUUUCAUCCUCUAUCCCCUUCUUUCCAGCCUCUCCCAGCCGCCGAAUGCCUUCCGUGCUCUGAAAUUAUUUUUUCUCCCGCCACCCGGGCUCUCCUCAGUUGCUAACAACGCUGUUGACAUUGUAGGAUCAGUUCAAGGCCCCCUUCAGCGCUUCCUAGGAUCCCCUGUUGGUUCAGCGACGCCUCCGCUUUUCCCACCAUCAGUCGAUCCGCGCAUCUUGGACUCACUCCACCUGCCAAACUCUUUCAUUGCCAGGUUCAUUGUCACCCAUGCAAGCCUUCCAGCCAUCGGAAACUCCCUCCGUCGAGUCCUCAUACCUGCAAUCGCUUAGCAGGAACAACGCAACCGCCCUAGAAGACGCCAUCUUUGAGAACUACAACGCUGACAGUCUUGAAUUGUCGCCCAAUAUGGAUGGUAGCCGCCGCGAGUCCUUUGCUGCCGGCCCUUCUCUCUUCUCCCCCAAGUCAGAAGACUGGCAAGGCGUUGAUAUGCAAUCUAUCCCUUCCGGCAACCCCUUUGUGGACCAGCAGCAGAAUGUGAACGUCACUAGCUUUGGCCAAGGAGCGACUCAUGAAUUCAACCCGCAGGCAGCCAUGUGGCCUAUGCGUGGCAAUGUCUCUGGAACCUCGCCACAGCAAGUUGAAAACAUCACAGAAAUGGACCCCACGUUCCAAAUGAUGGGCGCUACAAUGUCAUUCAAUCAUCCGAAUAUGUUCACGCCCGCAACAGGCCAAAUGAAUCACAACAUGGCUGCUGCCAUCGUACCCAAAGAAUGGAGCCGAUCAUCGCAUAUGCCAGCAAGGGAACAGCAAACAGCCCAGUCCAUUAGUGAUGCUCGCCAAGAAGGUAUCCGCAAGCGCAACACUCGCUUCGAAAUCCCCCCUGAACACAACCUUGGCAACAUCGAUCAUCUUAUUGCUCAAUCCACUGAUGAACAUCGCAUCAAGGAGCUUAAAGCUCAAAAGCGUUUGUUGCGUAACCGCCAGGCUGCUCUUGACUCCCGGCAGCGUAAGAAGCUACACACUGAGCGUUUGGAAGAUGAAAAGAAGCAGUUUAAUGCAGUUGUGGCCGACAUGGAAGUUGAGCUCAAUGCUGCCAAGGCGGAACUGGAGCGCCUCCGCCGUGAGAAUCAAACUUAUGUUGGCUACGCGGACAACAUGGCAGCCCAAAAGGAAGAAAUGAUCCGCGCCCACACCGUGGAGGCUCGAGAGCUGCGCAAGAAAAAUGCCCUUUUGACGGAGCACAUCCAACGCCUUGAAGGCAAUGUUACCACACCAACUUCCCCGUCCAAUGCUUUUGAUGCCGGAGACUUGAGUGACAUGGCUAUGCCUGGCAACUGGGACAGCUCAACAUUUGCGGCAGGGAACUUCACCUCUGGUACACUCGUCGAAAAAUCAGAAACCACAAAAGUUGACACUGCUCUACCUACUGCUGAUGUCGACCAUGACAAGGCGUCGUCUCAAGGCGGCCUUCUCUUCAUGCUUUUCCUUGUCGGCGCCUUCGUCAUGUCUAGCAGGUCUGCUAACCCAACAAUCCCUCGAGCAUCUGAGGAUAUCCGCCAGGCAUCUGCAGCACUCCUUGACACCGUUUUGAGAGAUGCAGGUAUCACCCAGCUCGCCGAUACAAUUCAAGCUGCUGGUCCACAGCCCUCAGGUGUGAACUGGCAAAGCCCUUCUGCUCCAGUAGACACUUCAUCGCUUGAAGGCGCGGCCAAUAAUAUCCUUCCCCGCACUGGUGAUCAGCAGUCGUUUGCAAUGGCAGCCGAACAGUACAGUGGGAUGAGUGAUCAAGAGUUCCUCCAGCACCUCAAUCCUCCACAAGACCACCGGGUUCCCAACCAAGGCCGCAAGAGUCUAGCGGAAGCCCUUGAAAAUCUGCAACAGACAAGUAGACAAGCCGGUAUGGCUGAGGUCUACACUAGAAGUCUGCUUUGGAACAAGGUCCCCAACGACGUUGUUCGCAACUUUGCGAAGAUGGUUGUUGAGGGUAGCCACGGACCACAGACCGAAUAGCAGCAAUGCAACAUAAUGUCAUGAACGAAAAGAGGACAGCAUCUUUGAGAGCGACAAAAACGACCAACAUGACAACGAAAGAAUGACGAUAUUUCAACGAUAAUGAACCUUUUAACGGCUUGUUUCUUUGUUUCUUCUUCCUUUAGUGCGACAUUCAACGUAACUGUGCGAUUUAUCCGCUUUUUGAUCACUUUUCCUGUUUGUGUUUUUCGGAGGAUAUAUUUGGAAUUCGCAUGGUUUUGAGGGCUGUUACGAAAGUCGGACCUGAACCUACUACACAAAUGACGACGCUCUCAUGCAACCUACAUUAUCAGACAAGCGGCUCACGCACCCACAACUUUGGUUGUAUCCAAAGUAUCUCAAUCCAAGGUUGAGUUUGUUCACCACCAUUUGCGAAUUUUUUUUAAGCGAGGAUAGCAAGCGAGCAUCUGAUUUCUUUGUCUUUUUACUGGGUUUAAAUGGACUUUUCCUUUUGAUUUAUUCAGUGGAAAUACCCCCGUGUCCUCGCGCAGCGAGGGCCGGACUACCGUGGGCUUGCAAGGGUAGGCUCUUGGUAUUGGUAUAUCAUAUGAUUCUUCUGGAGCAUAUUUAUUCGUGCGCUUCCAAAAGAACGAUAUACAAGAAACGCACCGAUAAUACUUCGGUACGAUCUAGUGUCAUCUCGAUGGCAACUAAACGCCUCUGAAGCAUGUUGGGUCUGCUUUUUCACCAAUGGACAUGCCAUUCCAAGACACGACGUCUUGCCUCUCUACUCUUUAACGACUUUGAUGAUUUUAUCUUGGACAACAAGAAUGACCAAACUUUAGUAUUUUCAGCUACAUAGUUUUAUUCCUAAAUUCUACAUUCAUUUCAUACCUG
Molecule: messenger RNA, 3349 nt
Organism: [Torrubiella] hemipterigena
Lineage: Eukaryota; Fungi; Ascomycota; Sordariomycetes; Hypocreales; Clavicipitaceae
Source: the annotation of a GenBank genome assembly